This is a messenger RNA of Betta splendens (Siamese fighting fish), 2060 nucleotides long. It is a transcript of the gene ppm1na, whose product is annotated as protein phosphatase, Mg2+/Mn2+ dependent, 1Na (putative). Gene Ontology annotation, molecular function: manganese ion binding; magnesium ion binding; protein serine/threonine phosphatase activity. The record is from RefSeq and is a predicted model, not a curated record. Lineage: Eukaryota; Metazoa; Chordata; Actinopteri; Anabantiformes; Osphronemidae. Gene Ontology annotation, biological process: negative regulation of canonical NF-kappaB signal transduction; protein dephosphorylation; positive regulation of canonical NF-kappaB signal transduction. Gene Ontology annotation, cellular component: nucleus; cytosol. The coding region runs from base 1 to 1302 and encodes 433 amino acids. The transcript is spliced from 6 exons.
AUGCGUACGGCCCGACGCGCCAGCAACGUGGAGGUGCCCUCCUUCCUGCGUCAGCUGGUCAGAGAGACGGAGAAAAUGGUCACCUUCUUCUUCAAGGGGGCGUCCAGGGAGUCGGGGCCCGGGGCGGAGGACUUGGACGAGGACUCCAUGCCGAGCCCGUACCUGGAGCGGCCCGUGAUGGAGAAGUGCGUGGCGGAGGGCCAGUCCGAGUCGGGCCUGAGUUACGCGGUGGCGAGCAUGCAGGGCUGGAGGGCUCAGAUGGAGGACGCCCACGCCUGCGUGCCGCAGCUCAGAGGCCAGCUCGCAGACUGGGCGUACUUCGGCGUGUUUGACGGACACGCGGGGACCACAGUGGCACAGUACUGCUCCAGGAACCUGCUGGAUCACAUUCUGGCUACAGGUGGGGUUACGGCGGACGAGGACGCCGACCUGGUCAAAGACGGGAUCCACGAGGCCUUCCUGAACAUCGACCGCCACAUGCACAAGCUGGCUCGGCAGGAGAGCUGGGACCGGAGCGGCUCCACCGCGGCGGCCGUCAUCAUAUCACCGUGUCACAUCUACUUCAUCAACUGCGGCGACUCCCGCACCCUGCUCUGCCACGGCGGGCGGGUGGCCUUCUACACAGAGGACCACAAGCCGUUCAACCCCCGGGAGAAGGAGCGCAUCCAGAACGCCGGCGGCUCCGUGACCCUGCAGAGGGUCAACGGCUCGCUGGCCGUGUCCAGAGCCCUGGGGGACUUUGACUUCAAGGAGGUGGACUGGAGGCCGCAGACGGAGCAGCUCGUGUCCCCGGAGCCGGAGGUGUGCGAGCUGGCGAGGAGCCCCGAGGACGAAUUCCUGAUUCUGGCGUGCGACGGCGUGUGGGACGCCAUCGGCAACGAGGAGCUGUGCGCGUUCGUGCGCAGCCGCCUGCACGUGUGCGAUGACCUGAGGGAGAUUUGCACCCAGGUCAUUGACCUCUGCCUCUAUAAGGGCAGCUUGGACAACAUCAGCAUCAUCAUCGUCUGCUUCCCUGGCGCCCCCCAGGUGUCACAGGAGGCGCUGCAGCAGGAGGCAGAGCUGGAGCAACAGAUCGACACCAAAGUGGGAGAAAUCAUCCAGAUGAUAAGGUCCAGGGAUGAGGACCCCGACCUUCUUUAUGUGAUCAAGUUCCUGGCUGCGGAGGAGAUGCCAGGGCUUCCUCCAGGAGGAGGCAUCACCAGCAAGCGAGAUUGUAUCAUCUCUUCAUACCAGAAACAUGUUAUGACUACGAGAACCCAGGAGCCAAUGGAUAUUGAGGGAUCGGAGGAGGACUCAAGCUAAACCAGCUACCAUGGAAACAAAUGCAUCACUGUCUUCACCGUCUCCAUGGAGACUGGCUGGAAUUAGAAACUCUACACUGUAAAUUAGCACUAAACAAAGAUUCCCUGUUUAAAUUAUUCUUUUUGAAUAUAUACUUCCUGAUCAAUUAAAGGACAUGUGACUUUAUGUAUAGUAUAUAUUAUUUAUUACUUACUACACUGAGUUAGACAAGGAGUAUUAGGUCACAUAUUAGAUAUCAUUUAACCAUGCAUUUUUUGGAGGAAUGCCAUAAAUAACACAUUAGUGUAAAGUACUGAAACUGUGGAAAAUUAAUUAUAUAUAAUCAUAUACGCUGAAGUAAUUAAUUACACAAAAUGUAAACAGAAACUGCCCAGAGAAGAUCAUUUCAUUCUGUUGUCCAAACGUGAGCCGCACGUGCAUCAGCGAGUCUCAUGAUGCUGCACUGUGUUUCCCAGCAAAUAAUUACUGUGGGUUGCACAGCGAUGUCAGGGGGCAAAGGUGCCACAGUUAGCAGCGACGUGUUACAGCAAGAGCAUAAACAUGUGCCAAAAGCGAGGAGAGCCAGAAGGAGAGACACUAAAGGACAAACAAUGGAGGACGGAGCUGGAGACUGUGAUGGAUGGGCCACACUAGAGGAAGAGGAGAACUCCUUCUGGAGCCGACGUGUGAUGUGUCACAUUAGGUUGUGAUUUAAAAGUUGUGCUCUUCCAUGAAAUGUUUAAACUAUCAGAUUUUGAAUAAACGCAUGUGUCGCUACA